AUGAACGUGUUGGAUUCUAACGUGGAAGCUCUAGCCUUCAACUACUUGAGCUUCGGUUUGCUCACAGCCCUCAACAAUCUAUGGACCUGGCUCGCUCUUCUCACCGCCGCACUCAGCUUCUGGAAGAUCCGAUCCUCGGGCUGCCCCAAGCCCAAGCCCGAGCCCGACACCCAACCCUCCACCGUGCCCCACCAGUUGACGCCCAGCGAGGAGAAGACGGAGCCAGCGCGAGUUAAUGCUAACGUGGCGGAGGACGUUGACGGAGUCAGGAAGGGGAAGUUUACAGUGUAUUACGAGGAGCACGUGCAAUGCACGUGCGACUGCGAGAGCGAGGGGUUCGCGGCGGCGUGCGAAGAGAGCGAGGGCUCGGAAACGGAGUGGUGGAAGAGGUGGGAGAGGCUGUUACGGUUGAGAAACGGGGAGAAUGAAAACGGAUGGUACACGUGGCAGGACGUGACGGAGCUUAACGGCAACGUUGUUAGAUUAUGGGACGGUGGUUCUUUCGCUGGUACAACAGCUCCAGUUGUAUCCAUGUCUGGCAUCUUGGAAUGA
Molecule: messenger RNA, 552 nt
Organism: Sphenostylis stenocarpa
Lineage: Eukaryota; Viridiplantae; Streptophyta; Magnoliopsida; Fabales; Fabaceae
Source: the annotation of a GenBank genome assembly